UCUAUUGUACACCCCAAGUCCCCACGUGCAAGGAGUGACUAAUUAAACUUGGUAUUUCGGAUGGUUUCGAGAAAAAGCUUAUUCUCACCCAAACGAAUGUCAUCGAGUAUCAUUGGUCUAUUGGUGUUCACAUUGGUAAUGGCCGGUGAUUAUUCAAGGCAUUGGGGGUGUCGGGGGGUAAGUGGUUACCUUAUCUCCUUUGACGAUCAUCCCAACCUUGAAGGCUGGUAUGAUUGAUUGUCUAAGUGGACUAGGAUAUUCAACAAGUAAGCCGUCUGGGGAGAGGUUAGGGUUACCCUCUGAAGUGAAGAAGUAUAUGAAGUCUUCGAUUUCUCGUCCAAAGAACUUCGAAACAUCAUCCAAUCUCAGUCUCUCCUUCUAUCCUAUUGCCUCUUCUUUAAGUCAUCUUAUCUCAGUCUCUCUUUUUAUUCCAUUGACUUCCUCUUAAGUCCCCAAUUCAUACACCAAGAACUUCAAAAUGCUUAUUACCUCUUUCCUUACCAGCCUCUUGAUGGGCUCUUCCAUCGUCGCAGCUGCAGUUGUUCCUCAGGCAAUCGACGAAUCCAAGAUCAUUCUCUUUGGCGUCGAUGGCCGAACAGAAGUCAUGGACAAGGCUGAAUUCAUGGCCCUCCAUAAGGGAAAUCUUACCGCUGCACCUGGUCCCCUCAAACUCACUGAUCGACCAUUGAACGAGACCAUAGCAAUGGAAAUCGAGGCAGCUCAGCUCUCCAAACGUGGCUGCAAGUCCUACUCCAUCGUCAGAGAGAACGCCGAUCAGAAGUUCUUGAACUGGGACAUCCAAAUGUCCGAUAUUCUCCAUGCAACAGACCGCGAUGCCACUCUCGGCGUCACCCAAGGUCACAGCGUUGCAAAUUCUAUCGGCGUCUCUGUCAGCUUCACGGAGUCACUCAUCAAAAAUUACCUGUCAGCAACCUUUGGCAUUACCUACACAGAGACUUGGACCAACACCUAUACCACUGCCUAUACAUUCACUGUACCAAAGGGCAAAUAUGGAGUUGUCGUCUCAAACCCUUGGACCACCAGAAAAUCCGGCAAUAUUGAUAUUGGAUGUAUUGGUGUACGCGGCCAGAAAUCUACUUACCAAGCUGAUAGCUACGAAAGCAACAGUUACCAGGGAUUAAGCUGGGUUUCUGGCACCAUCAGUCUUUGCACCUCCAACAGCCAUUCAAUCCAUUACUGCAUCGGCAACGGAUACCACAAUUAGUAGGGAGAUGGGAUGUUUCUGUUGGAAUGGCAUUUAAUGCUAAGGCAUCUCUCCUGGAGAGUUUUACCACAAUUGAGUGUUUAGUUUGGAAAGAAAGGUGCGGAUUUGGCAGUUUGUGUGUGGAUUAAGUAGUUUGGAUAAUGCAAGGAUCGGCGAAGAACUAAUAACAAUACUUUGUUUCAACUU
Messenger RNA from Sclerotinia trifoliorum, 1411 nucleotides. The record is from the annotation of a GenBank genome assembly. Lineage: Eukaryota; Fungi; Ascomycota; Leotiomycetes; Helotiales; Sclerotiniaceae.